AUGGCGGAGCCAGCAACCAAUACUGGCUCUGAAACGAACGCGAACCGCAUUCGAGAGCAAUGGGACAGUCUGAAUGAUGUGUUUCAGGAUUCCAAUUCUGGGUCUGUCGGCGCCGAGGACCUGGAAGCCGAGAUCCGUGAAGCACAAGCUCAACUAUUGAAACUGAAAAGGCAACGUGAGCUCAUUGAUAUCAAGCAAAAGGUUGCCGAGGAACAGAGAGCACUGGAACUCGCCCGCAGUCGGCUUGCAGCUGUCACACGAGAUGGCUCUGUGACUCCCAUCUCAACUCCAUUCAAAACGGAGCGAAAACAGAAUGAGACUGGUAUCGAUGGAGCCCAACAGAAGAGCGCCGCCCGAUCCGAGCUGCUUACUGCUUCCCCAAUACCAACUGCAUCUGAUCAUGUCGAGACUAAGCAGUUGAAGUCAGCUGAGUCCGACAGUCUAUCUAAGGCCGCAUACAUCCCCGGGUUGAACAUCGAACAACUGCGAGCCCUUGCCGCAGCAAGCAGGUCCCCGGCUGGAGGGCCAGUCACCAAAACCGAAUCCUGUUCUUCUAGUCUCGCUCCCACACGGCCUUCCCAUCCCGACUCGUCAGUUCAACCCCCACCGGUGCCCAAUGUUCCGGUAUACCACGGACGAGCGUUGGGAGAGUUUAAGAACUUCUCUAUGGGCCUAGAACGACAUUUCGACAGAUACCCCGAGUGGUAUAUGAUCGAAGAACGCAAGGUCAACCGGGCGCUUAAGCACGUUGCCCUUAAUAUCGAGGAGGAGUGGAAGCGACACAUACGUCACUUGCAGGCCGACAAGGUCACAUACGGCGCUUUCUGCACUUUCCUUAUUGAAAAGCUUCAGGCCGGUGUAUACCCGGAGGUUGCCAGGGCUCGCUAUAUGGAUAGCUACCAGCGACCGGCGCAAUCGGUGACUGAUUUCUCCAACUGGAUGCAGCAGUGGCCCCCGCACUUCCCCAAUCAGGACACGGAACGCGAUCGCAUGCGCCAUCUCUUUGAGCAUCUGAUGAACAGGGUUCGCAACGAGGCCGACAAGACCCACCUGGAUUUUGACAACUACUAUGACUUUGUCCAGUAUCUCCAGUGGGUCGAAGACUCCAUUCCCACCCGGGCGGAGUCUCUGGGUCGCCGGGCUACCAACCCCCGAAAGCGACCUCGCAGCGACUAG
Messenger RNA from Penicillium bovifimosum, 1176 nucleotides. RefSeq lists its product as uncharacterized. The transcript has a single exon. The coding region runs from base 1 to 1176 and encodes 391 amino acids. NCBI's taxonomy places the organism in Eukaryota, Fungi, Ascomycota, Eurotiomycetes, Eurotiales, Aspergillaceae. The record is from RefSeq and is a predicted model, not a curated record.